AUGUCAUCUCUCUCGAGGUUGCUUUCCCGCUCAAGUGACAAGCUGAGCGCCCAGACCACGGCAACGACCGUGAUUGAGCUUCGCGAGGAUGUAGGCUUCUAUGGUGAAAGAUACAAGCAAAUCGACGAGUGUACAGGAAAUGAGACUGAAGAGUCUCUUUGUCUCAUUCCCAUGCCCACGGCAGAUCCAAGAGAUCCUCUGAACUUGCCCACAUGGCGAAAGAUGGCAGCCCUUGGCUCUCUCUGCCUGUUUGGGGCCAUGGCAGCCGCUGCUGAGCUGGUUCUCGGCGCCAUGCUACCCGUCUUUAGUUUCGAGUAUGCCGGUAUUGAUCCCAAGCUACUGACCAAGGUUCAUUUGCCCGAGGGCAUCAACGCGCUCACGAUCCUUUCCGAGUUUCCCGGACCGCCAAUCUGGAAGAUUUACCUGCUGGCAUCCCUUCCCAUCUUGAUGAUGGGCGCGACCAAUUUCAUUCUCAUCCCGCUUGCCAUUGCCACCGGUCGGCGAAAUGUCCUGCUCGUCACUGGCGUCGUCGCGAUUGCAGGCUGCGUGGGAUCUGGAUUCAGUACUUCCCUGGCAACGCACCUUGUCUGCCGUGUCAUUCAAGCCGUCGGCGCGGGCACAAUUGAAAGCCUCAUCCCGUUUAUUCUGCAGGACAUCAUCUUUUACCACCAGCGCAACGCUGCCAUAAGCGUCGUCUUUGCCACUCAGGGUCUCAUUAUUGUUGCUCUUGGAGUAGCCUCGCCAUACAUUAUUGGCCACGCUAGCUGGAGAGUCAUUUACUUUGCAACUGCGGCCGCCGGUCUACUGUUUUGGGUCUGCCUAUUUUUCUUCUUGCCCGAGACCAAGUUUGAUCGUUCAGAAAAUGAAAAAAAUGGGAUCCCGGUCGUACCUCUUCGACCCGGUCAGAAUCGCCCUGAUAUUGACCACGUCAGCUACCCUCCCCGCCGCUUCAAGGACGACAUUAAGCUAUUUCAAUGCAAGGUUGAUUGGCCAAGUGGUAUUGAUGCUCUCUUGGCCUGCUUUCGCACAUUCUUCUACCCCCACAUGCUUUUCGUCACGCUGCUCAACUCGGCCGUCAUUGCAAUGGCACUUGCUGCCGGAUAUACAACAGCACCGCAACUACUUGCUGCCCCUUGGAGCUGGAACUUUUACCAUCUCGGCUUCUGUCUAUUCCCGCUCGUUGUUGCGGCGGGCGCUUCCUUUUUAAUAUCCGGCUGGGGUGCUGAUCAGGUUGCCAACUGGUUGGCACGACGAAACGGCAAGCGAAACCCCGAGUUCCAAGCCCUCAACCUGAUUAUCCCUUGUCUUGCCGGUUUGAUAGGAUGCAUUGUCUUUGCCAUUUCGGGCGACAACCCUGCCAAAUACCACUGGAUGCUAUUCCUUCUUGGUCUUGGGAUGAUUGCAUUCGCUUUCCUUGCCACAAAUACAAUCGGCAUCGUCUAUGUUCUCGAGUCGUACCCUCACCUCACUGGGCCAGCACUGGUCAACAUUGCAUCUUUCCGUCUCAUCGUGGCCUUUGUGCUCUCUUUUCGUGUGUCAGAGUGGGUUGCAGAACUCGGAUACCUCAAGACAUUCAUCAUGUAUGCUGGAAUCCUGGGCGCUUUUAUCCUGUUCAUACCAAUCAUUUACACCUGGGGGCCCAGCUGGAGGACUCGUUGGCCCGCACUGCCCAAAAAUUAA
Molecule: messenger RNA, 1680 nt
Organism: Beauveria bassiana ARSEF 2860
Lineage: Eukaryota; Fungi; Ascomycota; Sordariomycetes; Hypocreales; Cordycipitaceae
Product: major facilitator superfamily transporter
Exons: 4
Coding region: 1-1680 (559 amino acids)
Biological process (GO): transmembrane transport
Molecular function (GO): transmembrane transporter activity
Source: RefSeq, a predicted model, not a curated record